CCCCCGCCCCGCCCGGACCCCCCCACCCCGCCCGGUCCCGCCCGGUGCCGCCGCUCCCCGCUCCGGUGCCCGCUCUGCUACCGCCGCGCCAUGAGCAGCUCCCAGUUCAACAAGGGCCCGUCCUACGGCCUCUCCGCCGAGGUCAAGAACCGGCUCGCCCAGAAGUACGACCCGCAGAAGGAGGCAGAGCUGCGGACGUGGAUUGAGAGCGUCACCGGGCAGCAGAUCGGGCCCGAUUUCCAGAAGGGGCUGAAGGAUGGAGUCAUCCUCUGCGAGCUGAUGAACAAGCUGCAGCCCAACGCGGUGCGGAAGAUCAACCGCUCGGCUCAGAACUGGCACCAGCUCGAGAACCUCUCCAACUUCAUCAAGGCCAUGGCCAGCUACGGCAUGAACCCCGUGGACCUCUUCGAGGCCAACGACCUCUUUGAGAGCGGGAACCUGACGCAGGUGCAGGUGUCGCUGCUGGCGCUGGCGGGCAUGGUGAGAGCGCGGGGCCGAGGGACGGGACGGGGACACCGCGGGUGCGGCCCCUGGGGGGUGGUCCGGGACCCCCCCGCCCUCCUCGCCACCCUUCCCCGGCAGGCCAAGACGAAGGGGAUGCAGAGCGGCGUGGACAUCGGCGUCAAGUACUCAGAGAAGCAGCAGCGGAACUUCGACGAGGCCAAGAUGAAGGCCGGGCAGUGCGUGAUCGGGCUGCAGAUGGGCACCAACAAGUGCGCCAGCCAGUCCGGCAUGACGGCCUACGGCACCCGGCGGCACCUCUACGACCCCAAGAACCAGAUCCUGCCGCCCAUGGACCACUCCACCAUCAGCCUGCAGAUGGGCACCAACAAGUGUGCCAGCCAGGUGGGCAUGACGGCGCCCGGCACCCGCCGGCACAUCUACGACGCCAAGAUGGGGCUGGAGAAGUGCGACAACUCCUCCAUGUCCCUGCAGAUGGGCUCCAACCAGGGCGCCAACCAGAGCGGGCAGGUCUUCGGGCUGGGCCGCCAGAUCUACGACCCCAAGUACUGCCCGCAGGGCGGCCAGCCCGAGGGGGGCGACGCCGCCUGCGAGCCGGGCGCGGACCCCCCCGGGUACCCCUACUACCGCCCGGAGGAGAGCUGCUGAGCGGGGCCGUCCCGCGCCCUCCCGCCGCCUUCCAGCCUCUCGGCGUCAUUCCCUCUUUUAUUUUUUUAACUUUUUUUUUGUUGUUAAUUUUAAAAAUGAAUCUAUUUCUUCCGAGUGGAGAAGCGACGCCGCCGUCGCUCGAGAAGGGACUGGCGGCGCUGAGCCCCGGGGCUGGGAGCAGCAUCCUGCCCGACACCCAAACUGGAAAUUGAUGGUUUUGGUUGUUUUUUGGAGAACUUUUGGGGACCAAGUGCCCACCAAGCGGCCUCCAGCCCAGCCCAGCUCAGCCCGGGGGGGUCCCGCUGCCAUCGGGUGCCCCCAGCCUGGCUGCGCCCAGCUGCUGGCACAAAGCCACUGGUGGUGCUGGGAGCUGCUGGGAGCUGCUGGGAGCUGCCUGCGGCUGAGCCCCGCGGCCGCAUCCUGCAGCGGGGGGGCUCGGGCUGUGGGCGGGGGGCUUCUUCCAGCCGCGGGGGGCUUACUGCAGAUGCUCUUAUAUUGAAAGGUGUUCUUUUUUUAAAAAAAAAAAAAA
Molecule: messenger RNA, 1639 nt
Organism: Oxyura jamaicensis (ruddy duck)
Lineage: Eukaryota; Metazoa; Chordata; Aves; Anseriformes; Anatidae
Gene: CNN2
Product: calponin 2
Exons: 6
Coding region: 91-1110 (339 amino acids)
Biological process (GO): actomyosin structure organization
Molecular function (GO): actin binding
Source: RefSeq, a predicted model, not a curated record